Naegleria gruberi is the source of this 3276-nucleotide messenger RNA. RefSeq lists its product as uncharacterized. Gene Ontology annotation, molecular function: zinc ion binding. Lineage: Eukaryota; Heterolobosea; Eutetramitea; Acrasida; Naegleriidae. The transcript has a single exon. The record is from RefSeq and is a predicted model, not a curated record. The coding region runs from base 1 to 3276 and encodes 1091 amino acids.
AUGAGCUUUUUUGUGGAUAGAUAUUGCUCAAAUUCAUCUUCUAUUCCUCUAACUCUUACUACUGAUGGACCAUUUCAAACAUCAAACAUUUUGGAUGAUGAGAAGAAAUCAAUAGUACCAACUAAGGAUGAAGGGUUUGAUACAAUUAUUGAACAACCUGUAAAAUUAACUAUACUGAACAGGGAUAGAAUUGAAUUUAAUCAUCAGGGACUAAUUGUGGAUGGGUUAAUAUUUGUUCAUUCAAUGCUCGUCGAUUCGGAUACAGAUUCUGGACCUCUGUCCCAUGUUCAUUGGAUUUUUACUCAAUGGAUGAAAAUCAAACCUAACGGUAGAAUAAUUGUAAUUCUUAUCGAGAAAGACUUUGAUAGGCUGUGUGAUUCCCUCAAAUCUAAGAAAACAUUCGAACAAUUUCAAACCUGGUUAUCAAAGACAUGUUGUAAAUACUUUCCAUUCCCAAUUUAUACUGUACAGAUUAGUAACUCUAAUUUCUCUCAACUCAAAAGAGAUGAAACACUAUUAUUUUCUACCUUAUUUUACUAUCAAUCACUGGCUGCUUCGGAAUCACUAGUUCUGACCUCUCCAUUUAUAUCACAAAGUUUAGCCCAACUCAGUGGUGCCAAUACAACUGCCUCCACAAGACACAAGAAAUUUUUCAAGCAAGAAUGUAACCUAGAUGAUUCGUGUAUUUACUUUAACAGCGAUUUGUACUUUAAAAUGUCUAAAAUAGGACUUUUGCUGUUGGAUUUUUCAAGUAUUUCAGAAAUAUCAAUAGCAGAAAUUAACAGCAUUCAAAUGGAACAAAAAUUUGCACUUUGUCAAUUAGAUUAUAGAACUAAUCAGCCAUCCUAUUUUAAACAAAUUGAAUUUGUUCAACUUAACGAUUGGAAACCAGAUGGUAAAUCUAUUUCAAAAUUUAUAGGAAGAUUUCCACUUGUUCAAGAAUUAACUGUAAAUCACACAAAUAAUUUCAGUAUUGGUAUUUUUAAGGAUAUUCAAAAGAAGGAAAUCAAAUCAAUACUCUUUGGCGUCAUAUUAGACACUCACCAUAUCAAACAAUUCUCUUCUCAAAAUGAUUUCAACAACUUUGUACAAUACUAUGAACGAAUUAAUGAGUAUAGUGUAUCUAAUCAAAUGAACAACGCAAUAGAAACCAUGAAUAAUGAAAGAAAGAGAUUUUCACCAAAGCAAACUUCUAGGUUAUCAAAGGGUCUUGAGGUUGGAACUAAUAGCCCAAGCUCUUCGAAAUCUCAAGCUUCUGCUCCUGUAACAACGUCUGAUGGAAAAACCUCAGAUAUUUAUCAAUUUCCGGUAACAGAUAUGAGUAUUUCUUCAAUUUGUGACUACUUUGGAUUACUGACAUUCCAGAAAGGAAGGGACAUGGAAACCCAAAUUUAUGAUGUAAUGGUAAAACUCAUUCCAGAAAAACCAAAUCAUUUUAAAUUAUAUGCCAAGUGUUCCAGCGCAACUGAGAAGGAUACUUUUUACAGAGAGGAGAUCCUUAUGAAACAAGGUAAAAUUGUUAAAGGAAUUUGUACAUGCCCUAUUGGAAGCCAAGGAAAAUGUAAACAUGUUUGUGCCAGUAUAUUAUCCUAUGUGUCCAUUAUUUCUAACAGGAAUAUGGGAAAUGAGCAGAAAAUUGAGGAAAAGGAAAAGAUUCUAAAAUCUGGAUCACUUGGCUCUCAAUCAGAAAGUCAACUCAGUGAAUCCAAAGUCAUAUCCCAAGAUCCUCCACCAGUCUCAUUUGCUGUAAAGCCAGAAUCAUCUGUAGAGCCAUCUCAAGAACCAAAAAAGAAGAAAACUCUACCAAGUUGGAUGGGUGGCUCAAAAGAAAAGCCACAAAAGUCUUCCUCCACCAAGUCUGAUUCAAAAUCGGAUCUCAAAAAACCAAAAACUAGUUUCUUUUUGUAUUGUGAUGAGUAUAGAGAUGCAGUUAAGGAAGAGUUGGGAGGAAAGGUUGCUGCUUCUGAAGUGGCAAAAGAAUUAGGAGCCAGGUGGAAGCAAUUAUCAGAAGAGGAAAAACAAGUUUAUGUUGACAAGCACAAGGAAUUAGCCAAUGAAUACGCCGAGAAGAAGAAGGAAAUUAAAUCCAAAAACAAAACAGAUUCAGAGUCUACGAGCACGAAUGAAAAACCAAAAACAAACAAAAAGAAAGUGAAAAAGGAAUCUGUGGAUAAUGAUCCAAUAGAAGAGAGUGAUGAAGAGGAAGACGAAUCAUUUGGAAAUAUAUUCUUCUCAAAACAAAAACAAAAAUCCUCUGAAGCCAAGCAAGAAUCCAAGGAUAGCUCCAUAAGGCCAAUUCCAGAAAUGUCACCAGAGAAUGUCACCAAAUCAAAACCACAACCUGCAACAAUUGUGAAGAAGGAACAACGCAGUGAUGACGAAGAUGAAGCAUUUGGAAAUAUUUUCUUUUCAAAACCGUCAUCUAAACCUUCAGUUGUCACAACCAGUGAAAAACCAGUUCUCAAUUCUGUACCUAGUGUCAUCAUAAAGCAAGAACCUCAGAGCCCUAAAAAGAGAAAGCUCCCCAGUCCUGUUAAGCCAACAGUUCAGAAACAAAAUGAAGAGGAUGAAUCCUCUGAUGAGGAUGUUGGCAGUAUAUUCUUUGCAACAUCAAAGAAAAAGAAACCAAAUAACUUGGAAGAAACUAAUGUAAAACCUGUUAAACCUGUUUUGCAAAGUAAUACAGUUGAAGAGAGAAAACCUAUCCAUGAAACAAAACAAGCAAUGGAUGAAAGCGAUGAUGAAGAUGCAAGCAGCAUUUUCUUUUCCUCCUCUAAAAAGAAACCAAAUGUCGAAACGAAGAAAGAACAGUUAAUUACGCCCAUUAGCUCAACAACAGAAAAAAAAGAUUCAAAUCUGGGUAAAGAUCGAAUGGAAGAAAGUGAUGAUGACGAAGAAGGUGGUAUUGCAAAUAUCUUCUUCUCCAAGCAAACAAAGAAGAAACCAUCCUCUCCAAUUAUUACAAAACAAUCAACUGUUUCGAAUACUAGUGCACUUUCGAGUAAUAUUUCUUCAACAAGUAAGCCAACACUAGCUCCAAACAAUAAGAAAGAUAUGGAUGAAACAGAUGACGAUGAGGAAGAUGUUAGUUUUGCCAAUAUUUUCUUCUCCAAAUCUACAAAGAAACAACCUCCUCCAGCUUCAUCAUCUACAAACUCAUCUACUUCAUCAGUUCCAAAACCUUCAUCUUCCUCUCCAUCCAAAACUAAUAAUCAGGAGAAGAACACAAAGAAAGUGACAUCCCUUAAAGCUAUGAUGGCAGAAUUUGAUUUUUAA